AUGGCCUCUCGGCAACGCGCCUUCCUGUCUUCCCCGCAAGCUGCACCAAACGGACGCGAUUCCUCCCGCGGCAUCAUGGGCUUCUUCAAGCGAUUCAGGCGUCACAAAACCCCAAAGAAGAGCGAAUCCCAUCCUCGCAACGACCUCUACGCCCCCGCCAUUCCCGAAUACCAUGGGCCUGACCAGUUUGUCCGCCUGCCCGACCACAUCUUGCGUCGCAUCUUUGAGCAAGUCUGCCCCCAUUCCACUGACGAGACGCUCGACGGCAGCGAGGACAGUGGCAACGAUGGCUGCAUGAGCUGCGACAUGCGAGACCUGGCCCACUGCGCCUUGACAAAGCGACAAUGGUAUGGUGUCGCCGCCGGCCUGCUAUACAACAGCAUCCGCAUUGAUGCCGUCCACUACUGCGAGCUCGAGGAAAUCUACGCCGACCAGCGCAGGCGCAAGUCGCGUAACGGAGAUGAGAUUGAUGCCCCCACUGAGCGACUCCAGCAGCUCGGCCAGAGUGUCCGCGGCAACCAAUACCUCGGCCAGCGUGUGCGCUUCAUCAAGCUCCCCUAUAUGACGCGCGAGGCCUGCAAAGCCGACCUUGCGCGAACCGUGUCCGGCUGCCCCAACCUCGAGUACAUUGACCUCCCCGACGGCUUCUACAGUGGCGACCAGUCUUGCCAGUUGCUGCGACAGGAGCUGCAGGGACGAUGCCCACACAUCAAGAGAAUGAAGUACACCGAGGGUGGCGAACAGGCACUCGAGUCGCUCCUCCAGGGCUACUGGCAAGAGCUCAUCACCAUCGAGCUCAACAAGAUACACAUUGAGCCCAGCAUCUUACGACAAGUUUUCGGCAUGCUUCCCCGACUCAAGGAGCUUACAAUUAUUGGCGCUCCGUGGUUGAACGAUUCCACUUUCCACGAUGCCCCUGGAAUUCCAAACUUCCCUGCCUUGGAAAUUCUGAGGUUGGAAAAGUGCCACACUGUGACUGCACAAGGCUUGGCCCAGUUCCUCCACAACCCCAUGUGCAGUGCCAGACUCCGAACGCUUGUACUCAAGGACUGCUCUGGCUUCCCGGUGGAAUCCCUUCACAUUGUUUUGCAGGCAGCGGCCAACCUUCGGACAUUGGAGUACACGGCCACCGUCUCGGCAUCCCUUCCCCUGGACCCCAUUCCGCCACUGAACUCGUACACACUGUACAAGCUCAACUUUGAGGUCGUAUCCAAUGCCGCCAGCCAGGUCUACCCGCCCGCUGCAUCAUACUACCAGUAUCUAGCCAAGUCGCUCAUGUCCAACUCGCUCCCGGCUUUGCGACAGCUCUGGGUUCGUGACCCCGAUUUCCCGGAAAUCCUUACUCUUGCGCCACCAAUACGUCCGUUCAGUGAGGCACCGCCGCCCAUUUUCAACCAGCCCCUGGAGGUCUACUCCAAGGGUCUUGAUGAACUUGAUUGGAUCUUUACAUCCAUCAUACCUCCCGAAGGCCAAGCACGACGAGCAUCCAUGUCUGUGGGCCGGCCGUUGAGCAGCUACUCGGCACACAAGGGCCUUGGGCCCCAGUGGGGCGGAGAUGCCCGUAAGAGCAUUGUAGUACCUAAUGGGUUCGGUGGGUUCCUGGCCAUACCUGCUGACAAUGAUGGGCGGCCAAGGAGCGCUGGCCAUAUGGCACCUAGUGGAGGCUUCUUUGGACACGGCUACUCCAACUCGCUCGGGGGCCGAGAACCCAGCCCGCGCGCAAGCUGGAUGACGCACGUUGGUCGCGAGAAGCGAGCCUCGAGGGCUGAUUUGUGGCGCUAGUUUCUGUUCGUUUGGACACGCCAGCAUCGCACUCUGCAUCUCCACGUACUGCAUCUCGCCUGCCCGUCUUUCUUAUUUACCUUUCUCUCGCCUGGGUAUCUGUCCAUGUUCUUUUUUCAUCUUCUUCUCAAACAUCACCUUUGUAAGAUACCAAGGAACCUUUUUCUUGUUGUGUGUUUUUAUUUUUGUUCUAUUUUGGUCGUUUUUGGGUUGGUGGAACAUGGGCGCAACACCAGUACGAAUUAUGGCGACACCGGGCAGAACCAAUGAGGGUCGGACGAAAAUACCCCUGGUGAAGGAUUGAUUUUCGUUUGUUGGCCAUGUGUGUGUACAUAAGGAAACAAAGCAAAGCAAGAAAGAAAAAUAGAGCGCUCGGUUGCGCGGGACCGGUCUCUCGCAGCUACUG
Messenger RNA from Bipolaris maydis ATCC 48331, 2188 nucleotides. RefSeq lists its product as uncharacterized. NCBI's taxonomy places the organism in Eukaryota, Fungi, Ascomycota, Dothideomycetes, Pleosporales, Pleosporaceae. The record is from RefSeq and is a predicted model, not a curated record.